This is a messenger RNA of Phytophthora nicotianae INRA-310, 3136 nucleotides long. RefSeq lists its product as hypothetical. The transcript has 2 exons. The record is from RefSeq and is a predicted model, not a curated record. The coding region runs from base 362 to 3049 and encodes 895 amino acids. Lineage: Eukaryota; Oomycota; Peronosporomycetes; Peronosporales; Peronosporaceae.
GCAAAUAUUUCGUCAACCAGUUAUGCCAUGAAUGAAGGCGUCGCCAAUGGUCUUGUGUGCGGACUCACGAGGCCACCACUGCCGCCCAAACCGCGCGCGAGCAACCGCAGCCGAAAACAGCGCGAGCGCGAGGUACCGGAUGUGGACUGGGAGCGCUCACUUCAACACUUCGCUGCCGCUGUGAGUGACGACUUGGACGAUCUGCACGCCCGAUUCCUACAAGAGGUCGGUCUUUAGUCUUCAUAGCGGCUGUAAAAGGCAUAACCAACGCGAUUACACUCCUACACGUGCCUGACACCUCGUCUAUCUCCAGAAUGAGCUCACAUUUGCUGGUUGGAAGCGGUUGUGGACCGAUGCGAGGAUGAGCGCCGCCUUCCACGUUGAGUUCUGGGAGAGCUCGCCCACCAACACGCACAAGACGAUCCUGCAGCAGACGCUAGACGCGCUUGUCUGCUGCAUCGAAGAGCGUGAUGGUGUCUUCGAGAGCGCAGCGGACGUCGGAGCUCUGAUCAGCCGCGUGUUUGCGCUGUACUGCGCGUACACGGUGCAGCUUGGCAAUCCCAAGCACAAAAUCGACGUGGAUCCGCAGUCGUGGACUGCAUUGCUUACAAUCAACUUCGCCAUGUGUGGUGCGGGAUCUUCGCUGUUCCCGACGGCGGCGCGAGAAGUGAGAGCCAUGAUGCAUCGUCUCGUGGUGGAAGAGAACGCGUUUCUCCGCUGUCUCCAAGGAUUUGGACCGAGUGUUCGUGUGAGGAAUCGUGUAUUAAGAGUCCAAACUGCUGGAGUAGCGGGGGCUGGUCAAGAUGUAUCGCUCAGUGCAGCCAGUGGCCACGAGGAAGACGCCCCAGUUAAGAAAACCACAAUGGAGCAGCUCAAGGCGCUUAAUGACCGCUAUCAGGAGCUCAUGAGUCGGUCUCGAUCUGCUGCUGCUGCUACUAGCGCUGGAUUAAGUGGGCGACGGAGUAAACCUACGUUGUCGGCAUCUUUAACGUCUUCGACUCAAGAAGCAGGAAAUGGCGGACACGAUUUGGAUCGCGCUUUGGCGGAAUAUGUGGAAUACAAAGCGAAUGAAGAGGUUCGUAGGCGUGAUCGCAUCGUGCGUGCAGUUGUUGCUCGCAAGUACGACAAAAGCAGGAACAUUCUCGAACAAACCAGCAGUGAUGGCCGCAGCAACGGCCUGGAUCGGAGUGAUCGAAGUAGUGUCGCGUCUGUACCUCUUAGUCCCAUGGCUGCACCUGCUUCCAUUACGCGUGACCGCAGCGGCAGUGAAGAUUUCUUGGCAGAGCUCGAGUCAGAACUGCAUGCAGAUAUUUCAAGCGAACAAGUUGAUCCAGCAACAACAAAACAGGCAGCCAGAACCAACCAGACUUCAAUAUUGAGCGAAAUUAGUGAAGCGGACAGUGACGCCCUGGCUGAUCUUGAACGGGAAUUAGAGCAAAGCGUCGGCGCUGGUUUAUCUCAAAAUGGAAGGAAAACAAACCCAAAGAAAUCGUCUUCUCCUGCUCGUCGGAAGAGAGGUCGAUCCCCUGCCAAUACUGUGUCCCGAGUCGAACCAACAACUACCCUGGCGACUCGAAGGACAACAGCGGAGAAACAAUCCUCAGCCAUCAGUGAAAUCAGUGAGGCAGACAGUGACGCUUUUGCUGAUCUCGAGCGAGAACUGGGGCACAGUGUUGAGCUUGUGUCGUCUCAAAAGGUACCAGAACAGCCAUCGUCUCCACCUCAAAAUCGCAAGCGGGGGAGAGACUUUGCUGCCCCAGGGAUUCUCCCACGAAAAGCUGCUCGAACAGCGAGCUCAACACAAAAACCUGCUCGCCCGACACCGAAGCGUGCGAGGAGUGACUCUGUUGCGAGCACGAUGUCUUGGGCUGCGGCUUCGAUGGCUGAUAGUGAUGGCCUUGCUGAGAUUCAAGCCGAACUGGAUGCCAUUCCCACGCUGGCAGGACCACUGGAGACUGCUCCUGUGAAUCCCUCUCGUGGUCGCAAGACCCAGCAGCGUUCGUCCGACGGUAUUGUACAUCCCGCAACAAAAUCAAAGGCAAAAACAAGAGUGAAACAACCGACUGGACAGUUCAGUGCUCGUGGCCAAAAGCGAAAACCUCAGGCUGUUGAUGUAGACGAUCGUCUGAAUCACCAAGUGCAGUCCACGCAUCAACGUCCAGAAAGGAGGACAAACGAGCCUAGCACGGUCGAUGAAGUUUUACUUCGGAGAUCGUCUCGGUUGAGUUCAGUGGCGUCAGAAGCAGACAGCAACGCGCUCGAAGAACUGGAGAGGGAGCUCAACGCUACCGCUGCAACGUUAGGAGCAGCCCCAUCUCUAUCAGCCCCAGCUCCAGGCAAGGCGACACCUCAAAAACGGAACGCACCAGUCAAACGAUCAACUCGAAACAAUACAAAGAAGCAACGGCCAAACGAGACGCACAUUUCCAUUGGCAAGCAACGAGCAUCAAAAUCAAAUCCAAAGGCACCACAGGAGUCGUCUCGAAUGAGUUUCGUGUCGUCGGAUAAUGAGAGCGAUGGGUUGACAGAGUUGGUGGCUGAAUUGGACACCGUGGCAACGCAGACGAGUACUACAGUGAAGCAAAUGCGACCUGACAGAAGCUCUACAAGUGGGAAGAAGGCGACUGUCUCUGCAUUAUCUCAUCGUGUACUGGAACCUGCCGUCCCCGCUGGCCUUCGACGAUCCGCUCGCUUGAGUUCUGUGGCAUCAGACACCGAGAGCGAUGGGCUAGAAGAUCUAAUGGCAGAGCUUGACAGCACCCCAGCAGCUUCAAAACUUCCUACGACAAGACCUAGAGUCACCCGAAAGCAACAGACUCGUAAGUCGAAAUCAAGCCAAGCAAAGGAAGGCCCAAACACUAGAAAACCUCGUGCUCUGCCAGCGCCGACAAAACAAAAACGUGUUGCAGUGAGGAAAGCUUCCACCAGUCAGGCAGUAGCAGCACCAGUGAGCUCUCGACGAUCCACUCGAUCCAGCUCUGCAGCUUUCGACACUGAUAGUGAUGGUCUCGCAGAGUUGGAGGCAGAACUGCAAGCAGGACCCACAUAAACUAAUUUCAAGACAAGACAAUGGCUUGCCCCAUUACUUUAAGUAUAAUUUUAUGCGUUUCACACUCGUAGUUACCCAUGGGCAAGG